Sorex fumeus (smoky shrew) is the source of this 1059-nucleotide messenger RNA. RefSeq names its product transcription factor 19 (gene TCF19). Gene Ontology annotation, biological process: regulation of gene expression. Gene Ontology annotation, cellular component: nucleus. Gene Ontology annotation, molecular function: protein binding. The transcript has 2 exons. Bases 262 to 1059 code for a protein of 265 amino acids. The record is from RefSeq and is a predicted model, not a curated record. Lineage: Eukaryota; Metazoa; Chordata; Mammalia; Eulipotyphla; Soricidae.
AAGGUUCUCAGAAUACUUUGCAACCUGAGUCGAUCCGGUUCAUCCAAGGUGCCAUAGAGGUUGUUCGUUAGAACUGCACGGGGACCCUCCGCAAUCGCAGCUACUUGACAAUUUGUUGUCGAAGAUCGAAACUGCACAAAGUACAGCUCAAGUUCUGCCUGCAGCAGAUGGAAAGUGAAGCCAGGCCACCUCGCAAGGCUCGGGAGUGGGCAAGGUGAUGGACUUGUGAAGUGUAAAGGUGGCGCGUCAGGGACACCGCCCAUGCUGCCCUGCUUCCAGCUGCUGCGCAUAGGGGGCGGCAAGGGCGGCGAUCUCUACACUUUCCACCCGCACGGAGCUGGCUGCACCUACCGCUUGGGCUGCAGGGCCGACCUGUGUGAUGUGGCCCUGCUGCCCCAGCGGGAGCCUGGCCUCAUCUCUGGAGUCCACGCAGAGCUGCACGCUGAGCGCAGGGGUGAUGACUGGAGGGUCAGCCUGGAGGACCGCAGCAGCCAAGGGACGCUGGUCAACAAUGUCCGACUUCCCAGGGGACACAGGCUGGAGUUAAGUGAUGGUGACCUCCUGACCUUUGGCCCUGAAGGGCUCCCAGGAAGCAGUCCCUCUGAGUUCUACUUCAUGUUUCAGCAAGUUCGAGUCAAACCUCAAGAUUUUGCUGCCAUUACCAUCCCACGGUCUAGGGGAGAAGAGGGAACCAGGGUCGGUUUCCAGCCCAUGCUGCCCCCUCAGGGAGCUCCACAGCGUCCCCUCAGCACCCUCUCCCCUGCUCCCAAAGCCACACUGAUCCUCAAUUCCAUUGGCAGCCUCAGCAAGCUGAGGCCCCAGCCCCUCACCUUCUCCCGCGGUGGGAGCAAGCCACAAAGCCAGCCUUCCUCCACUCUCCCCGGCAAUGUGGGGAGUGCCUCUUCUGCCCCAUUGCAGAGGAAUCGGAGGAAAUCAGCUCACCGAGUGCUGGCAGAACUGGAUGAUGAGAAAGAGUCUCCUGAUAGCCCCUCGCUGGUCCUGGUAGAGCCCAGGAAGAAACUUCGAAUAGAAAAAGGCACCCUGGUAACCAGUGGGUAA